UAUCUUGACAAUAAUAAAAUUCAACUCAAUGAUUUUCUCAGAAGGUAAGUGUGGCUUGUCUCUCUUAUCCUUUGCCAUGGGGAAGAAGAAGACGACGAAGACCCCUGCGCAUUCUCCUCCUCCAACUACGAGGAAGAAGAAGAAGAGCACCAAACUUGUUGUAGAUGAUGAAUUGGAUUGUGUGAACACUGUGGAUGCUGGGAACCUCGAAGCCAUCCUAACUGAUGAUGCUGAUAAUACUAUGGCAAAUGAACCUUUAAACAAGGAGACACCUCCUGAUAAUGCUGCUGAUAAACCUCUGGAACAACCUACCAACAAUGAGGAGAAAGAGAAGGAAAAAGACCCUCCUGAUGUUGGCAAGAGUGGAGACAAGCUGAAUGAAGAUAAGGUGGAUAAGCCUGCUGAUGCAAAGAAAUCUUUUGCUUCCUUUUUCAAGAAAAAUAGGGCUGAAGAUAAAGGAAUGAAGCUUCACAAGGUUGUUGCUCCUAAAUGCUUCAUACCUGAAGAAGACAUGCUGACUGUGGAAGAAAUUUGGGGACCCUGUCUGGUGGGUUGCUUCACUGGUAGAUUCCCUGGGCUGGUAGCUAUCCAAAAACUGGUUGAUAGUUGGGGAGUCAAGUGCAAGUUCCUACCUCAUCACCAAGGAUGGGUUGUCUUUAAAUUCCAUACCAAUGAGGAUAGGGAUUCUGCUCUCUUACUUGCCAAGAAGGAACUCAAUAAUAAGAAAUUGCUCAUUAACAUCCCUCCUGAUGACUUUAUGUGGGAUGUUAAGUCCUUCUCAACCAUGCCUAUCUGGGUUAAGCUGUGGAAUGUUCCCAUGAGGUUCUGGUCCUCAAAUGCUCUAUCUCACAUAGGGUCUCAACUGGAAACUCCCAUGUACACUGAUGGCCUCACUCACACAGUGGCUUCCAAGUUGAGUGCUGAAGAUCAGGAAGAGAAAGAUGAACUUAAAUAUCAGAAGCCCAAUUACUGCAGAAUGUUGAUAAACAUGGACCUAUCCCUUACACCUCCUACUUCUGUUGAGGUGGAUUUUGUUGGGGGUAGCUAUGUUCAAAAGGUUGAGUAUGAGGACAUGCCUCAAUACUGCUAUCACUGUAAGUGUUUUGGCCAUGACCCCUUUAACUGCUCAGUUCUUCAUGAGAUCAACAAGAGAAAAUUCAAUGAAGAACGAAAAGCAAGAGAGAGGGCUAGGGUUGAAACCCUCAAAACCAUAAUGCUUACAGAAGCACAAAAACAACCACAGAAGGGAAAGGAAAAUGGGAAAGAUGAUGUGAACAACACUGCUGAAAACAAAGGAAAAGAAAAGGAUAACUCAGGAGGUGUGGCCCAAAACCCAAAUGAUCCUGGCCCAUCCUUCACUGCCCACAUUGAGGAUGAUGGCUUCACACAAGUAGGAGGGGGCAAGGGCAAACUUACAACACACCCUAUCAGGGAUGGAAAGCAGAGAACUGGAUACAACAAAGGGGGAGGUCAGACUGGAGGAUAUAGAGGUGAUCUCAGUGGCCCUUGGGCUGUCAUGGGGUAUUUCAAUGCAGUUAUCAGCUCCACUGAAAGAGUGAACUGCCAAACCCAAAGUGCCUACUACAUGAUAGAUCUUAGACAGUUCAGAAUCAACAAUGCCCUUAAUGAUGCUAACUCAUCAGGGCUGGAAUUUACUUGGAACAAAGUGUUGCUGAAGCUUAUGAAUAUCCAGAACCAGAGCACCAGGCCUUUUAAAUUUUACAACAUGUGGCUCAAGCAUGAUAAUUUUGAUAUGGUGGUCAGGGAGAAUUGGAAUCAAUGGGUCAAUGGAACAAGGCAGUACAGAUUAUGUGUCAAACUCAAAAAACUGAAACAACCUUUGAGGCUUCUGAAUAAACAACACUUUGGCCAUAUCUCUCAGAGAGCUGAAUCUGCCAGAAAGAAGUACAGCCAUCUCAUGCAGGAGCUGAUCCUGGAACCUGACAACCCUUCCCUUCUGUCCAAAAGUGUUGAACUCAGAAACAAAGCAAGUUUCUUCAUGGAUGCUGAAAGAUCUUUCUUCCAACAGAAGACUAAGUGUGAACUGCUCUUUGAGGGGGACAAAUGCACCAAAUUUUUCCAUGCCCUGAUGAGGAAAAAGAAACAUAGCAGUGCCAUCCCCUUCAUUGUUACAAAUGAUCAGAGACUCACCACCAGUUUGGAGGAGGUUGAAAAGGAAUUUAUUGAGUACUUUACCAAUCUCUUUGGAACCACUGUUCCCAUUGAACCUGUUGAUUGGAAUGUUUUUGAAGAGGGCCCUCUCAUCCCCAACCAUGCAGCUAACAACCUCAUCAGAAAGGUGACUAUUGAAGAGGUCCUUGCUGAUGCCUUGAAGCACUUUUCCUUUGUCUCAGGCCUCCAUGUCAAUGCACAAAAAUCAAACAUUUAUCUGGCAGGGCAAAUCAAGGGGAAUAAGCAGCAUAUCCUCAACUUGGUGAAUUUCCCUGAAGGACUUUUACCAGUUAAAUACCUGGGACUGCCACUCACUUCACAAAGGGCAUCAGAGAGGGAUUUUGCACCAUUGAUUGAAACAGUUGAUGAUAAUAUAAGAAGAUGGAACACUAAGACUUUAACCAUUACUGGUAGAGCUGAACUUAAUAGGAGUGUUAUCCAAGGGAUAGAAGGUUUUUGGCUUCAAGCCUUCCCCAUCCAUAAAUCUGUUCUGAACAGGAUAACCUCCAUCUGCAGAACCUUCCUUUGGGAAAACAAAUUCUACAAAGUGGCUUGGGAUGAUAUUUGCAAACCAAAGGAGGAAGGGGGACUUGGGCUUAGAAACUCUGAAGUUUGGAAUCAAGCACUCAUGGCUAAAAACCUGUGGAACAUUGCAUCAAGAAAAGAAACCCUUUGGGUUCAGUGGGUUCACAGUGUUUACCUUCAGGACAGAGAUAUUUGGACCUGGAUCCCUAAACAUGGGGAUUCACACUUCUUCAAAAAGCUUGCAGAAGUGAGAAACAAUCUAACCCAGAAGCUUGAUACUGGUCAGAACCAAGAACUGGAUUGGGAUGACCUCCUUGUUGAUGGAAAAUUCUGCACUGCAAAGGUGUAUGAUUUGCUGAGAGUCCAUUUGUCUCCUAAACCAUGCAUGAAAAUGAUUUGGCAAAGCUACAUUCCACCCAGAUUCUCCUUUACAACCUGGCUUGCCAUUAGAAGGAGGUUAUCAACCAAGGUGAAUCUGGGAUUUAUCCCCAUGGAGAAUAGGAAUUGUAGCCUCUGUGGACAGGAGCUUGAGACCACUGAUCACCUUUUCUUUGCUUGCACUGCAUCCCAACAGAUCUGGAAGGGUGUGAAAGACUGGCUCAAAAUUCCUUAUGCACUCUCAACUAUUGAAAGAGUCAUAAAAUGGCUCCUUGGAAGACACAGAGUGCAUGGGAACCUGAGAAACAUCUGGAGACUAGCAAGGAAAUCCUCCACAAAGACGAUGGUGCAAACACGCAGUAACGCCAAUGUAGGUACCGGAGUUCCCCAACAGGGGGAGAACAUCGCCACUGGAGGCCGGCACCCCCCCAUCACUGCGGGGGAGGCUGAGGCCCUCAUCCGGAGGGUUGGGAUCACAGCCGAGCAAUUCAAGGAGGUCCUAGCUGCACUCACACCCAAUCGCGAGAUUGUGGUAGAAGAUGUAGCUGGGGGACCCACAGGCGGGAAGGCCGGACCUGCGGGCUCCCAAGGGAAAAAGAAGAAAGUGAGGCGGUCCCAGAAGAAGAAGGCGACCAAGCCUAAUGGGAAGGCUGUGAUGGCAGAUGCGCUUUCCAGACUGGACGAAGAGGACGAGUCGUCCUCCUUCGAGCGGAUGUCUGCUUUUGACCAUUUGGGAGAUCCCAAAUCAAAGAAACCUUGGACCUCUGCGUUCGAGCGGUUGCAAGACACUCGGUCGGCCCAGAAGGGAGACUUGAGGGACACGCUCAAAGAGAAAAGAGGGGAAUCCACAGCGACCUCCAAGAUCGGUUCUGAGGAGCGACGGACGAUGGUCGAGGACAAGGGCGCAGCCGAACUGUGGAGAAUGUACGAAGAACUGGAGAAGCGGCUGGACGCCCGGAACCCCUACCGCCAGGCGGUCUUCAGUGAGGCGUACAAUGGGACGACUGAUCCCCAGGACCACCUCGCUCGCUUCGGGGAAAACGUGGUCAUGUAUGCGUACCCAGAAGAAAUCAAGUGUCGGUGUUUCCUGGCGACACUGGAAGGACAGGCUUGUGAGUGGUUCCACAACUUACCCAAGGGGUCGAUAGAUAAGUGGAGCGACCUGGCCCACAAGUUCUUGGAGCACUUCGCAUCCAGUCGGAGGCAAAAGCUCCCCUUCUCGCAUUUGCUCAAUGUGAAGAUUCGGAAGGGAGAACAGCUCCGGGAUUUCAUUAACAGGUGGGAGAAGGAGGCUAGGGAUGUCCAAGGGGCGGACGACCAAGCCUUGAUCGCCAUGCUCCAAGCUGCACUCCCCCAAGGGGAUGUGCGCAAGGAGCUGCGACGGAAUCCUCUCUCGACUUAUCAGGAGAUGUUGGCCAGGGCGAAGUACCUGGCGUUGGAAGAAGAAGAUGAUGAGCUACCAGUCCGGAAGGAGAAGAAAAGCGGGCCACUGUCGUUGCCUGCCCCUCCUCACAGUCGGGAAAGCUAUGGUGUGCAAGAUGCACCCAAAUACUGCGAGUACCACCGUAACAGCACCCACAACACGUCGGAGUGCGUUACGCUUAAGAAGGAAAUGGAUCAGUUGAUCGCCAAGGGGCCACCUCCUCGGUCGGAGCGACCGUCCUCAAGUAACCGGACCUGGAGGAGACCGCCAGCCCCCACGGCAGCGAUCACAGCAGGAGAGGGGCAGGAGGAUGGACGACGACAUCUAGGAAGAGAUUUUGAUGAUCUAGAUGAGGAGGAAAGGCAAGGUCGCCGUCACCUAGGGUGUCGGUUCAUCAUGGGAGGAAACACUGGAGGAGAUUCGGUAUCCUCCCGGAAGAAGUGGAAGAAUAUGGUGUACCUGGCCGAGGUACAAAGGCCGCCGCUGCCUAAGCGGAAGAAAAAGGAACCUCUGAUCUUUACAGACGAGGAUUAUCCCACAGUCCCCAGCCCUCACAGGGACGCUCUGGUGAUAAAAGUAGAGAUCAAUAAUGUGGUUGUUCACCGAUCUUUGGUCGAUACGGGCAGCUCGGUCAAUGUUAUGUACAGCAACACUUUUAAGGAGUUGGGGUUGUCUCGAAACGACCUGAAACCAAUCCACACGCCACUGUCAGGGUUCACAGGGGAUACUAUCGAAGCUGAAGGAACUAUCACGGUGAAGGCCGGGGUAGGAGAUGGCACCCACCGACUCUGGGUCGACAUGGAAUUUAUGGUAGUGCAGCUCGACUAUGCACACCAUCUGAUUCUGGGGCGACCAGGGUUGGAGGACCUGGAGUGCGUAAUCUCCCCCGUCCACUUAUGCCUAAAGUUCAAUACUCCUACAGGGGUGGGGGUAGCAAAGGGAAACCAGAGCCUGUCACGGUCGUGCUACGUUAGGGCGACCAAAAACCAAGCCCGAGUCGACGAGAAUGUGAGCACGAUCUAUGCGGCAAUCCAGAGGGAGGAGGGGCGACCUCGAGCUAAGCCGGUGGAAGAAGUAGAAGAAGUUUCGUUGGACCCGGUCAAGCCAGAACGGAAGGUGAAGGUAGGUAAAACUUUACCGCUUAAAUUGAAGGAGCAGUUAUUGGAAGUCCUCCAAGCAUUCAAGGUGUUAUUCGCAUGGGGUCCAGAGGACAUGCCAGGGGUCGACCCAAAAAUUAUCUGCCAUAGAUUGGCGGUGGAUCCGACCCACAAACCGGUCAAGCAGAAGAAACGGUUCCUCUCCUCAGAACGAAGAGAGUUUGUCACCCAGCAGGCAUACUACUCCGUGAGAUUCCGGUUUAAAGUCUCGAACAAUGAGGCUGAAUAUGAGGCACUGCUUUGCGGCUUGAGGUUGGCAGCUUCAAUAAAAGCUGAGCGGAUCCAAGUCCGGUGCGAUUCCAAGCUAGUACUAGGCCAUGUCACUGGAGAGUUUGAGGCCAAGGAUGAACGGAUGAAGAAGUAUAGAGACACUGCCCUGGAGUUGCUUAAAGCAUUUGGGGCGUACCAGAUAGAACAGGUCCCUCGAGAAGAGAACGCUGAGGCAGAUAUCUUGUCAAAACUUGGCCCGGAUUCCCCAGAUCAUAUUAAGGCAAUGACCCAGGAAGAAGAGUUGCUCGAGCCAAGCAUCAGCCCCGGACAAGUGCUAAUCAUCACACUCAGAGAAGAACCGGAUUGGAUUGAUGAGAUUACCAUGUACAUCCUCGAAGGGUCGCUACCUACCGACCCAAUCGCAGCAAAGGUGGUAAAGCGACGUGCACCCAGCUACACACUGGAGUGCGGUCGGCUGUACAAGCGGUCGUACAAUGGUACAUUGCUAAGGUGCUUAAGAGCGGGCGAGGCACAGAAGUUAAUGGAGGAAAUCCAUGAAGGAAUAUGCUCGGCAGAUCAGGGAGCCUUCACGAUGUCCAGGAAAGUGACUCUACAAGGAUACUUUUGGCCAACAAUUAUCAGAGAUUGCGCAGAGUAUGUGCGCAAAUGCAAGGUUUGCCAGGAGUUCCAAAGGGUGCCGGGGCGACUGGCGACGAAUUAUACCCCGAUCAGUACGGCGAUUCCCUUUGCCCGGUGGGGCAUUGAUCUGGUUGGCAUUUUGCCUCGAGGGACAGGGAACAACACAUACCUGGUGGUCGCGAUUGAUUACUUUACCAAGUGGGUCGAGGCCGCUCCCGUGCCGACCAUCACUGCAGAACAAAUGACGAAGUUCGUUUCUAAGCAAAUCUGGUGCCGAUUUGGGGUUCCCCAGCAGAUCAUCACCGACAAUGGAACCCAAUUCGAGGCCAGAGGGUUCAAUGAGUUUCUACAGAGCUGGGGCAUAAAACACAGCUAUGCAGCGGUCGGAACUACCCCAAGGAAGGCCACAGGUGAAACUCCUUUCUCGCUCACAUAUGGAUUUGAAGAAAGGGCUCCAGCGGAGACCUCGUUGCUGAGUUAUAGAGUGGAGACGUUUGACGCUCAAGAAAAUGAAGAGAACUUGAGGGCAGAGCUGCACCUCAUUGAUGAGCGAAGGGAAAGGGCUUACAUGCGGGCAGAAAACUACCGCCGGCAGGUCCAGUCAUAUCACGACCAGCGGGUGCGACCAAGGCAGUUCAAGAUGGGCGACUGGGUCCUUCGGAAAAGGGAAGUCAGCCGACCAACCGAUGGAGGGAAGUUUGCUAAAAGCUUCGAAGGGCCAUAUAUCAUAAAGGAGGUGUUGGCUGAUGGGACGUUUAGGUUGCAGACUCCAGCCGGUGGCGACGUUCCGCGAGCAUGGAAUGCCGCCAAUCUCAUUAAAUUUUAUCAAUAGAUUGUAUUCCAGCCAUGUUCUUCUCUUGAAGUUUAAUAAAACCAGCAUCUUGGCACAUCUUGCCUCCAAUUCUCGAAAAAAAAAGGAGCGACCACAAGAGAUCGCUAAGCUUAAACUCGCUAAAGCCUAAACUCGCUAAGCCUAAACAGUAUGGUGAUUCGUGCUAAGGUACCCAAUAG
Messenger RNA from Cuscuta campestris, 7515 nucleotides. The record is from the annotation of a GenBank genome assembly. NCBI's taxonomy places the organism in Eukaryota, Viridiplantae, Streptophyta, Magnoliopsida, Solanales, Convolvulaceae.